Molecule: messenger RNA, 1744 nt
Organism: Camelina sativa (false flax)
Lineage: Eukaryota; Viridiplantae; Streptophyta; Magnoliopsida; Brassicales; Brassicaceae
Product: GDSL esterase/lipase At3g48460
Molecular function (GO): hydrolase activity, acting on ester bonds
Source: RefSeq, a predicted model, not a curated record
UCAAAAUAAUUUAAAACUAAAUUUGGAUCUCAUCUACCAGAAAUUUGUUAACAAUAAAUACGUUUUUAUAUUUUAUUAUUUCACCACUACAUAUAUAACACACGACGACCACUCUCAUAAUAUUAUAACCUCUAAUUUCAAAACUCACUUCCUUUCACACAAUGCCUUCCUCCAUCUCUCUCCUCCUCACAACCGCCGUCUCCUCCGUGAUCCUCCUCUUCUCCACCGUCUCCUCCGCGGCGCCAGUUCCGAACGUCCACCAUCCAUUCAACAAAAUCUACGCCUUCGGCGACUCUUUCACCGACACCGGAAACUCACGCUCCGGAGAAGGACCAGCCGGAUUCGGACACUUGUCAAGUCCUCCAUACGGCAUGACUUAUUUCGGACGGCCAACGAACCGUUACACCGACGGCCGUCUCGCCAUCGACUUCGUGGCACAGUCGAUGAACCUACCGUUUCUGCCACCGUAUCUUGGCCUGAGAUCAACCAAAGGUAGUAACGGCACGGCCAGGGAUACUCACGGCGUUAACUUCGCCGUCUCUGGAGCUACGGUGAUCAAACACGCGUUUUUCGUGAAGAACAAUCUAACGCUUGAUAUGACUCCUCAGUCUAUAGAAACAGAGCUUGGCUGGUUCGACAAGUAUUUAGAGACACUUGGAAACGAUCAGAAGGUUUCGUUGUUUAAAGAUUCUCUCUUUUGGAUCGGAGAAAUCGGAGUUAACGAUUAUGCCUACACCCUUGGAUCUACUGUGUCAAGCGAUACCAUUAGACGACUUAGCAUUUCAACUUUUACAAGGUUUUUGGAGACAUUGUUGAACAAAGGUGUGCAAUAUAUGUUGGUACAAGGACAUCCGGCAACUGGAUGCUUGACGUUAGCAAUGUCAUUAGCCGCAGAAGAUGAUCGGGACAGUCUAGGAUGUGUGAAGAGUGCCAAUAACCAAAGUUACAUUCACAAUCUUGCUCUUCAAUCGAAACUUAAACAACUUAGGAUUAAGUAUCCGAAUGCCACAAUAGUCUACGCAGAUUACUGGAACGCGUACCGUGCGGUGAUUCAAAACCCUGGCAUGUACGGCAUCACCGAGAAGUUCAAGGCGUGCUGUGGAACCGGAGAGCCGUACAACUUUCAGGUGUUCCAGACGUGUGGGACGGCUGCAGCUACGGCGUGUAAAGAUCCGAGUCAAUACAUCAAUUGGGAUGGAGUGCACUUGACCGAGGCCAUGUAUAAGGUCAUGGCCGAUAUGUUCCUCGGCGGCACUUUCACUCGUCCUAGAUUUAGUAACUUGUUGAUCAAGAAACUAAACAGUUUAUAAAAGAAUUUUUUAAAGAGUAAACUAUUAUGCUUUUAGGUUACAAAAGUCAUCCUCCCUCUUCUUACGCUGGUUUUUUUCUAGAAAUAUUUUAUUUAUCCAAAUGUAGUAGUAUACUCUUUUGAUUCACAAAAAUUAUAAUGAGCGUUGUUUAGGUCUCUACUUAAUUAGCAAUAGUCUAAGUAGUAAAGCCCACGUCCAAUAUUGUAAGAGCCCCAGCGAAACUCCAGAAGCAACGUCGACGAAUUGAACAGAACUCCACAAUAAUCUAAAAGUUAAGUUGUGCAAUAGACUUCAGAGUUCAGAAUAGCUCUUUAUCUAGAAAAGGCCCACUAUAUUUAUGUAUUAGUUUUAAAAUAUGUUAAUGUUUGUCCCACAUCGGUGAAGAGGAGUUUUUGAAGACCAUAAUAUUUUUAACCAUAAUAUUUUGUCCCAUA